AUGUUAAGAAACAGCGCAAGUCUUCUUCUGCUAGUCGUGGUUAGGUUUUCUUCAGCAACUAUUUUAAAUCAAGAUAGCUUGAACUUAGCUGUCAGGAGUGGUGAUACUUGUUCACCUUGUUCCGGCAUACAAUGCCAAAACUAUGGAACGUGCCAAGUGUACGACAACUAUCCAAUUUGUCAUUGUGCACAAUAUUACAUAGGAUUCACAUGUGGAAUUAAAUUAGCAGAUUACACCUGCGAGACCUAUCUUUGCCUUUUUCAAAAGUCCUUUGAUGCUGGCAAAAAGCAAGGGAUAUGGAAACUGAGACCAAGCUAUGUUCAUAACUCCAUUAACCAACUAGUAGUCAUAUUGAAGAAGGGUAGCAGUGCAGUUCUAUCUACUGGUCACAUACUUUGGGGAAAGUCCGACUACGCCCUAAACUUAAGGGUCAAAUUCUUCAACCCAAAAUAUGCAACAGGAGCAGACAAAAUCCUGAUUGUUGUGGACUAUCCUUAUGCAGGGGGUAAAAAGAUUGUAAAGGAACUUCGCCGCUCCGAUUUCAAACCCAACUAUGUCUCCGCUGAGCAGUGUAUUCUCAUUGACCACAAACCAUCCAGGUUUUUUUCGGUGUCCAUUAUAGUGAAAUGUGAGUCUACACAAUGCGGAGAGGUACCAAAACAUCAUCAUCACGCAGAUAUCACCGAAAUACUUUUGCAGGGUGUCGUGAUCCAGAAAACUGACAGAGGAUGUAGUCGAGGAUGAUGAUUUAUGUUAACUUUUGCAAGA
This is a messenger RNA of Saccostrea cuccullata (small rock oyster), 768 nucleotides long. RefSeq lists its product as uncharacterized. The transcript has 7 exons. The coding region runs from base 1 to 744 and encodes 247 amino acids. The record is from RefSeq and is a predicted model, not a curated record. Lineage: Eukaryota; Metazoa; Mollusca; Bivalvia; Ostreida; Ostreidae.